AUGGGUAUCCUCAUCUCUAUGGGUGGAUUCAUCUUCGGUUACGAUACCGGUCAAAUUUCUGGCUUCCUUGCCAUGCCAGACUUCCUGCGAAGAUUUGGUCUGCGUCACAGUGAUGGAACUUUCUAUUUCAGUAACGUGCGGUCCGGUCUUAUCGUAGCAAUGCUGUCGAUUGGUACAUUGAUUGGAGCUCUCGUUGCUGCUCCAAUCGCAUACUUUAUCGGCAGAAGACUUAGUGUGACCUUCUGGUGUGUCGUCUUUUGCAUCAGUAACAUUGUCAUGAUCUCGUCGGAUUAUCAUUGGUAUCAGAUCAUGAUGGGCCGAUGGGUCGCCGGCCUUGGUGUGGGUGCAUUGUCGUUACUUGUGCCAAUGUACAUGGCUGAGACCUCCCCCCGUCACAUCCGUGGUGCCCUGAUAAGUACAUACCAGCUCUUUAUUACCUUCAGUAUCUUCUUGGCCGCAUGCAUCAACUUCGGUACCUACGAGCAUCAAAGGGGCAACUCUGGCUCAUGGUGA
Molecule: messenger RNA, 513 nt
Organism: Cladophialophora psammophila CBS 110553
Lineage: Eukaryota; Fungi; Ascomycota; Eurotiomycetes; Chaetothyriales; Herpotrichiellaceae
Product: MFS transporter, SP family, sugar:H+ symporter
Exons: 4
Coding region: 1-513 (170 amino acids)
Biological process (GO): carbohydrate transport; transmembrane transport
Cellular component (GO): plasma membrane
Molecular function (GO): carbohydrate:proton symporter activity
Source: RefSeq, a predicted model, not a curated record